AUGUCUCUGGCUGACUCAUGUUGUACUUGUGCUACGCUCCUCUCGGACGCAAAGGUGCCCUACGACCCCGAGUCAGAGAAGUCGCUGCUGCACCACCGACAACUUGAUUGCUGCUCGCGAUUCAUAUGCGCGACAUGUCAGUAUAAGAAUCCCCGGUUUCAGGCCUACUGCCCAUUCUGUCAGAUAUCGUCCGGCCCAUCUGCACUACCUAGAGAUGGGCUCCGACUCCCACCCUCGUACACCAGAGCAGCUUCCAGAAGUUCGAGAAGGGGGGAAUCGCCACCGCCUUCAUAUGAUGAUUCGAUAGCCCCCAGGCGGCUGCCAGAGCAAAGCACGGGGCCGCCUGCGGACACUGACGAUACCAUCCAUUUCGUGGGAUCUGAAGACUCGUUACAAUCACUAUCGCUCGCCUACAAGGUGCCCAUAGCUGUCCUGCGACGUCACAACAACCUCUACUCUGACCAGCUCCUCGCCGCUCGCAAGUGGAUACUCAUUCCUAAAUCCCAUUACACCGGUCCUCCUUUAUCGACGCCACCAGAUGCAGAAGAGGAAGAGCGCAAGACAAAACUGCGGAGGUGGAUGAUCGCUACAAAAUGUGCGGACUAUAAUGUCGCCCAGCUGUACCUCAAGGGCAGUGAUUUUAACCUAGAGCUUGCUGUGGAGGCGUUCAAAUCGGACGAGGAAUGGGAGAAGAACAAUCCAUUGAAGGGGAAGGGGAAAGAUGCUGGGAGGCAUAGACGACCUUAUGGGACGGGUGGGAGCAUUUCUGGGCAGCUGUCGUGA
Messenger RNA from Fonsecaea multimorphosa CBS 102226, 783 nucleotides. RefSeq lists its product as uncharacterized. Bases 1 to 783 code for a protein of 260 amino acids. The transcript has a single exon. The record is from RefSeq and is a predicted model, not a curated record. NCBI's taxonomy places the organism in Eukaryota, Fungi, Ascomycota, Eurotiomycetes, Chaetothyriales, Herpotrichiellaceae.